UUGCACACGCGUAACGUUUCUCAUUCAAACCCCUUCCAUUCUCCUCCACUUGUCACUCACUUUUCCACCACUACUCACUAUUUCUACACACACCAUCACUCUUCUCUCUCACAUUCAUUUUUCUUCCAACUCUUUAUUCUCUUCUCCAAUGGCAGCAGCACCAUCUUUCACCACAGACCUCAAACAACGAAUCAUAACACCUGAUCAAGGACAAACAACAACAACAACCACAAACAACAAAAAUGGAUCAACAAUUAACAGCAAAAGAGACAAAAGAACCGCAAUGGCAAAACGUGGUCUUAGAUCACUCAUAAUAGCAGUUUCAUUCCCUCUCUCAAUAACCCUUUUAUCCAUUUACAUAUCUACUUCAUUCACCUCUUCAAACCACAUCAACCUAGUCAUAACCAGUUCAAAAAAGCCAUUUUGGUUUCCACCUUCCUGGGCUUUACACCUUAUGUUACCUGCUUCAAGCUUCUUGAUGGGUCUUUCAGCUUGGAUGGUGUGGGCUGAUGGUGGCUUUCAUAGAAAUCCAACUGCUUUUUUGCUUUACUUGCUUCAGCUUAUCUUUACUGUUCUGUGGGAUCCUUUUGUUUUUGGAGUUGGAGCAACGAGUUUUGGUUUGUUGAUUUGUUUUGGAAUUUUUGGGAGUAUGUUUGGGUGUAUGCGUUUGUUUGAGCAGGUUAAUCCUAUUGCUAGUACUUUGAUUAAGCCUUGUUUGGCUUGUAUUGCUUUUCUUUCCAUUGUUAAUCUGAAGCUAGUUUUUAUCUGAAAAAUCUUUAAAUACAUACAUGUUGCUUGUAUUGUAGCAGAAGGAAACAUAAAUAGCCAGUUUGACUGAUGUGUUGGAGACACCAGGUGUAAAUAAUAUGUAGAUUCCCACUUUUUUAAAUGCUUUGUA
This is a messenger RNA of Trifolium pratense (red clover), 898 nucleotides long. RefSeq names its product translocator protein homolog. The transcript has a single exon. Bases 149 to 769 code for a protein of 206 amino acids. The record is from RefSeq and is a predicted model, not a curated record. Gene Ontology annotation, cellular component: membrane. Lineage: Eukaryota; Viridiplantae; Streptophyta; Magnoliopsida; Fabales; Fabaceae.